This is a messenger RNA of Vespula pensylvanica (western yellowjacket), 672 nucleotides long. RefSeq names its product keratin-associated protein 16-1-like. Lineage: Eukaryota; Metazoa; Arthropoda; Insecta; Hymenoptera; Vespidae. The record is from RefSeq and is a predicted model, not a curated record. The annotation marks the transcript as partial. The transcript has a single exon.
UAUCGAUUACAGCAUGGAGCUUGUAGCUGUUCACCCUUAAAGUACACGCACAUCGACACACAUGGUCAUUUGCCGCAUCCACAUCACCUACCAUACAGUGGAAAUCCCGUAUUGGCAUUGUCCUAUUGCUACUUGAUUCAAGGAAAAUGUCUUACCGUACGAAACGAUCUACCUUUCGAGAUGCAAUACGUCUGCGAAGUCGAUUGCAAACCUGUUUGCAUACCACCAUGUCAACCUUGCACGGUUCCCUGCGAGCCUGCUCCUGUACCCUGCACAGCUUCUCCUUGCGGUGGAUGUCUUCCAGAUUCUUGCUAUCAACCAUGUCAACCCUGUCAACCCUGUCAACCUUGUCAACCCUGUCAACCUUGCCAACCAUGUCCUCCCUGUGCAGAACCAGUAACCGUCUUAGAACCAAUGUGUCAACCGAACGUUCAAAGAAAGAACACUUGUGCCUAAUAACACGUUGCGAUAUAUUUUGUUUUUUUAUAAUAAAAUAUUUCAAAAAAAACCAUUUUGAGCACAUUUGUUUAUUAUAUACAUCAUCAUUUUUGUAACGUAACGUUGUAGAAAUCGGUUAUGUAAUUUAUACAAACAUUUUAUAAUAUGUUAUAAUUUGUAGACUUUUUUUACUUAAUAUUUAAUUAAAUAAAUAAAAUAUAAAUUAUACAUUUA